AUGCAGGCUCCGAGUCCCGAACCUGACCUCAUCCUGCCUCUUCUUUUUAUCUGCCUCGUCCUAGUGUGUAUACUUUGCACUAGUUGCUUGAUCCUCGUCAUCGUUGUGAUCAGACUCACCAUUCACGCCCAGCGAAGUCUACCAAUCGAAGCUAGGGAGCAGAAAGACAUUACGAAGGGAAAGGUGAAGGAGAAGGUCAAAGAGGAGGUCGAAAAAAGUAUAAAGAAGCUGACUGACCCCGUCCAAGACCUCCUUCAUUCAGCACAAGAUCAUCUCAAGCUUCCCAAGAACCCUUUCACACAGCAACCAAUCUCUCAAUACUUCCAUUCGGAUCCUCCCUCAGCCAAUAUGUCUCAUAUCCAGAACAUGGUCGCUGUUGCUCAGAAUGACGGCAACACCAUUCUGUUCCAGGUCAACAAGAACUACGAGAUCAUCUUCUAUGAGAGUCGCACCCCCAGUGAAAGAAUCCCCAGGAAGAAGUAUGACAUGAACACCCUCAAGAUCAAGGGAAAGUCAAUCAAGGUCAACCCAAAGCUGCCCAUUAUCUCGGCUGUCGCAUUCACUCACCCCGAGAACUGCGGUGGCAGAGCUCAGGUCCGAGUCUACUACGUCGACAGAGACAGCCUUUUCCUCCGUGAGAUCACCCGUGUUGGUGACAAGGAUGAGGAUUGGAACGAUGGCAUGGAUUUCAAUGACAAGGACUACACUAUCUGUGAAGUGAGCGGUCUGGCUGCCAACGUUUUCCAGUCGACUGGUGAUAAGAAGAGCUUCCAGAUCAAGGUUUACUAUCAGCGGGACGGCGCGGACGAGUUUGCGGAUGUUUCCUACAACGUUGUGGGGGUUACUGAUGAGUGGAGCACUCGACCCAACGUCACUGAAGCCUAA
Molecule: messenger RNA, 885 nt
Organism: Fusarium mangiferae
Lineage: Eukaryota; Fungi; Ascomycota; Sordariomycetes; Hypocreales; Nectriaceae
Exons: 3
Coding region: 1-885 (294 amino acids)
Source: RefSeq, a predicted model, not a curated record